CGGUGCUUCCACUUUUAUAUAAAGGACUGCGACUACCGAAUACAGUCAGCUGUGUGUGGCACACAGCAUCAGCAUUGUGAAGGGAGAACUAAAAACCAGUUUUUAUUCUCGACUAUCAACUCUGUCAAAGACCAUUCGCUAAUGUCUAUCGUAUUCGAUAAUAUUAAGAGCAUCUCGACGAGGAUAUUUAGAAUCAAAGACGAAGAUUAUCAUCCACGAGAUGAAGAGGAGUUAGAUGCGCGCAGGAUCGCGGAAAGAUCCCGCAUCAAGGAGCGAUCCCGGGCGGAAGCCGCGAAAAUCCGAUCCGGGGUAGAGAGAGACGUUCACGAUCGCAAAAAUAAACACACAAAGAAGCAUAGUGGACACGAACACCUUCAUUAUGAAAAGAAAGCCAACCCCAGCUACAGCUCUCUAGAACACGUUGGCCCACCUUCGGUUUUUCACCGAUCAUCACCCGUCUGUCGCAAACUUCGGGUCAACCCGAAAAAGCAUGUGAUGUAAAUUUAUUGUAAUAAUACUGGGAGUUGAUUCUCCACCAACUUUGUGCCGUACACCAACCUCGUUACGGUGACGACUCGUUCAGUCAAACUGACCAAAUUCCACUACUAUUACUGCAGAAGAAUGUAGAAUGUUAUGUCUGUUCAGUGCUUUGUUUUUCUGCCCUAUUCUCCUACGCUUGCAAUCGUUUUAAUAUCGUGCAACCUUUGCAAAAGGUUUCACUAUUCUACUUGAUGUUUGAGUCUGCCCUUAGUGCUGUACAUAGGAUCCCCAAGACGUUUGUAGAAUUUCAUAAGAUACUUUACAUUGUAACUGUAAUAAGCUUGUUGUUUAUUCGUUGUAUAUCUGUGUCAUAAUGCUAAUUUUGUUCUUGUUGUAUAUCUA
Cylicocyclus nassatus is the source of this 882-nucleotide messenger RNA. The record is from the annotation of a GenBank genome assembly. NCBI's taxonomy places the organism in Eukaryota, Metazoa, Nematoda, Chromadorea, Rhabditida, Strongylidae.